CUGCCUGUUCUUGUCAUGCUGUAUUUUUUUUGGCAGGGUCUUUUGCCUUUUGGAAAAUGCAUUUACCGCACUCCUUGGCAAGUACCUCAGAAAGAACAGAACGUGUUUGCUUCCAGAGAUGAACACGUCCUCUCAGCUGUAUGUUUCUGAACUAAACCUGAGUGCCUUUGGUAGCAACUUUACUGUGCCUACUGUCAAGAGCAAGUCAUCGCCAUGUGAGCAAGUGGUCAUUGCGGCUGAGGUGUUCCUAACUCUGGGCAUUGUAAGCCUCCUUGAAAAUAUCUUAGUUAUAUGUGCAAUAGUUAAGAACAAGAAUUUGCAUUCACCCAUGUAUUUUUUUGUUUGCAGUUUAGCAGUGGCUGACAUGCUGGUUAGUGUGUCUAAUGCUUGGGAGACCAUAACAAUAUACUUAAUAAACAAUAGACACAUAAUUAUGGAAGAUACCUUUGUCCGUCAUAUAGACAAUGUCUUUGAUUCAAUGAUCUGCAUAUCCGUGGUGGCUUCCAUGUGCAGUUUGCUGGCUAUAGCAGUAGACAGGUAUAUCACUAUCUUCUAUGCCCUGCGUUAUCACAACAUCAUGACAGUGAAAAGAUCAGGGCUUAUUAUUGCAUGCAUCUGGACCUUUUGCACAGGCUGUGGCAUUAUCUUCAUUCUUUAUUAUGAAUCAACUUACGUGAUCAUUUGUCUCAUCACUAUGUUUUUUACCAUGUUGUUCCUCAUGGUCUCACUGUACAUCCAUAUGUUCCUCCUGGCUCGUACUCAUGUGAAGAAAAUAGCUGCUUUGCCUGGGUACAACUCUGUCCGUCAAAGAACCAGCAUGAAAGGAGCCAUCACUCUGACUAUGCUUCUUGGCAUCUUCAUUGUUUGCUGGGCUCCAUUCUUCCUUCAUCUCAUCCUGAUGAUCUCCUGCCCUCAAAACCUCUACUGUGUUUGCUUCAUGUCUCACUUCAACAUGUAUCUCAUUCUCAUUAUGUGCAACUCGGUGAUUGAUCCCUUGAUCUAUGCCUUUCGUAGCCAGGAAAUGAGGAAGACCUUCAAAGAGAUAAUUUGUUGCUAUAGCCUGAGAAUGGUCUGUGGGUUAUCCAACAAGUAUUAAGAAAACAAAACCAAACCAGGGAAGACAAUGGAAAUGCAACAUCUUGCUGCAUCUUAUAAUUCUGCUGAAAUGCCUAUGGAAUAUCUUUCUCCAUUCAGCUGUCAUGAUUUCUGCAGCAACCAGAAAUAAUUUUUUAAUAUGCGAUUUUAAGUUUCUUUCCCUCCACACACCUCUCUCACACUACUGGUGGGAGCUACUCAGUGCAUCUGUAUUACGGGGAGAAAGAAUAUUUUGAAUCUCAUUUACCCUACUGAAGACUGGAUCUUAUAAGAGGAUUAUACAGGGAAAGCCUUAUUUUUCUUUCUGUUAAAUGCAACGAGUGUGACCUGCCAUGCAAAUGAGCCCAUCAGCCUCUCAGUGUGUGUUUCUCUUGAUAUUCUUUGUCUCUUUAGAUACAGCAUGGCUUAUUUUGAUGCCCAGAGUUAACAGGUUUUUUGCUCUUUCCUUCCGAAGACAUGAAAUCAGAGAAGUAGCUCCAAUUAUCAGGGUUCACGACCUUGCUCAACAGUUAUGACCAAUAUAUAUGCAUAUAUCACCAGUCUUGUAUUCCAGUCAUGACUGUUACUGUCAUAAAAUAUGUAUUAUGUAAGAGGACAGUGUUACCAUGAGAUUUUCCAGGCUGGAUACAGUACUUUGUCAUAUCUGACUAUACGUGUUCUUAUCACUGUGGGAUAAGAUGUACCAUAGGUGGAUUUUAAGGCUGAAUAUGAAGACUGAGCUGAUUCUAGUUUGUCUGUUUUCUUUAUUUGCCAGGGCUAGGAAAGUAAAGGGUACAUGGCCUCCAGAUAGUCAUGUAAUGUUUUGUCGAGACAGAAAGACUGUGUGAGUGGUUGCCUUUAUACAGACAUUAUAAAAGCAUUUCAGCUAGGAGUAGCUUUUGCUACUGGAGGAAGCUGUACUGUAGAUUGCAUCUUUCAAGCUGGGAGAGACAAAACAGAUUUGAUGAUCAGAAGGCAUAGCAGGCAAUGGCAAAACAGGGAUUUCAAAACCUCAGGCACAUGUAGCUAUAACAGAGUCCUGACUUCUGCUCCCCAAACAAACAGUUUUUCUCUUUGUUGAGAGGAUUCUAAGGUGAAACCCUCAUGCCUUUUGUGUGAGUAAUUUGCAUCUAGUCAUGCUCUCAUAAACAUGCUGUUCUGCAACAGCUGUGUAAUGUGCAAAAUAUUGGAUUUAUCACAAAUGAAAGAAGUGCAACUGUGGCAUUGAUUUCUUGAUGCCAAUGGACGGUACGCAUCUUGCACUGAGAUAUAAGCUAUGAAAAUAUUUCAAGCAGUGGUACCCUACUGACUAGACAUCAGAAAACAGCUUGGAAAAAUGAAUUAUUUCUUCUGAAAAGCUGAAAGAAUUACACUUGUUAUACUUGGUUUAGGGAUGCUCUAAAACUGUUGUUGUCAAUAGAAGGACUAUGAUUGAUUCAAUGGGCC
Gymnogyps californianus (California condor) is the source of this 2520-nucleotide messenger RNA. It is a transcript of the gene MC5R, whose product is annotated as melanocortin 5 receptor. NCBI's taxonomy places the organism in Eukaryota, Metazoa, Chordata, Aves, Accipitriformes, Cathartidae. The record is from RefSeq and is a predicted model, not a curated record. Bases 119 to 1096 code for a protein of 325 amino acids. Gene Ontology annotation, biological process: G protein-coupled receptor signaling pathway. Gene Ontology annotation, molecular function: melanocortin receptor activity. The transcript has a single exon. Gene Ontology annotation, cellular component: membrane.